GAAUUUCUUAAUUUUAAACAAUUAAAGAGGUCUUUGAAAGAAGCUGUUUUGCUAGAUUAUUAUACUGCAGGAUUUUGUUGGGCUAAAGAAAUGAACUUCAGUCUUAUACAGCUCUCAGGAUUCAUGGAUCUAUUAAAUUUCCUGUUGGAGAAUCUCAGUGACAAACAUAUGACCUUAGGAGAUAACUUAAAAGAACUUGGAAGAGCAAUGGCUGGAAUAGGAGAAAGUGAUUCAGGAAGUAGUGACUUGAAUUUCUUCAGCAUUGAGCAAGCCAAAGCAGUCAUUGAUUACUUGAUUAUCAGCUUAUUUAAACAUUAUAAAGUAUAUGAAUACCUCUUUCACAGUCCUGGAGAAGAAUUUGUGAUAAGUAACGAGGAUAUGAUUGAACUUGCUCAACCUGCAGUUCCUCCCUUCCCUGCUCUGCUGGGGGAAGGCGUACCUUCAGAUACCUAUUCGUCACUCAGAUCGUCACCAAAAGCUGCAGAGACAGAAUCUGAGGGGUCUGAUCAAGAGGGUUACCUGGAAGAGCCCUGUCCAGAGGUAGAGUUCUUCAAGGCAGAUGCUGUGGCUGGUGGCACUGCUGAAGAUCAGAAUUCUGCACUGGAUGAAAUCCCAAAUGAAAUUAUUGGCAACCUUGAGGCGGAGAUAAAUGACAAGCUGCAAAUGCAAGAAGAAGCUGAGACUUUGAGAACAGAAGAAUUAAAAAGUCCUAAAUAG
This is a messenger RNA of Mesitornis unicolor (brown roatelo), 717 nucleotides long. It is a transcript of the gene CABCOCO1, whose product is annotated as chromosome unknown open reading frame, human C10orf107. NCBI's taxonomy places the organism in Eukaryota, Metazoa, Chordata, Aves, Mesitornithiformes, Mesitornithidae. Bases 91 to 717 code for a protein of 208 amino acids. The transcript is spliced from 6 exons. The record is from RefSeq and is a predicted model, not a curated record.